CGGGUAGACGCUGGGCUUUCAUCUACGGACGCGGCGGGAGGGAGGCAGAUCCCGACGAUCUUCCCCGACGGGAGCGUUUCGCUCAGCGGCUGCGGCGGCGUCAGUAAACCGAGUUCUGCCACUGCAUUCAGAGCCUGCCCGGAGCCGGCGGGACAGACGGUCUGUCCCGUCUUGGUGAGAGGAUGGUCGUCCGCGUGUUCGUCGCCUCCUCCUCGGGCUUCGUGGCGAUAAAGAAGAAACAACAGGAUGUUGUUAGAUUUCUGGAAGCCAACAAGAUAGAAUUUGAAGAAGUAGAUAUCACCAUGUCAGAAGAACAGAGGCAAUGGAUGUACAAAAAUGUCCCCCCGGAAAAGAAACCCACUCAGGGCAACCCUUUGCCACCUCAGAUAUUUAAUGAUGACCGAUACUGUGGUGAUUAUGACAGUUUUUUUGAAUCAAAAGAAAGCAACACAGUCUUUUCAUUCUUAGGCCUGAAAUCACGGUUGGCAUCAAAGGCAGAACCUUAAACACGAAAAGUGGAAGAUGAUAGAGAUUCACUUCGGAAUGCCCCCUGGUACUCAGCACACACCUGCUUACCUAAUGCAUCACUGUGACAAAAGCCACAUGCAUCAUCAAUAACUGCUUGCCAUGUAAAAGGUGUUUUUGGAAGGUGUGGGUAUAAUGAAAUUGCAUGAUUGCUUUAAAUCAAAUCAGGACUGUGGUGGGUUUUUUCUUUUUUCAGAUUUGCCUAUUGUUGCCUCACUCACCUAGAGGCACUGUAACCUAUUAUGGUGCACUUCCGUAAUUACUAAAACACAAGCGAGUGGCACCAUCAGAGUGAAAAUGUUGGCUCUGCCCUGGGUUGUAGUUGAUGCCAGUUUUGUUCAGACCUGUUGUAGUUGAUGCCAGUUUUGUUCAGACCUGUUUCUCUUUAAGCUAGCUGGAUUGCAUCCUUGAAAUUCUUCUGUUAAGCUAUUAGAAUGUUAUCAGAAAGGAAAAACAGUAAUGCUGGUUGACAAAAGGCUGAAGAUUUUAGCUGCAGAAUCACAAAUAUCGCUGUUGCAAUGCUUUGCAAUAACACCUGUGGAAACAAUUAGACAUUCUAAUCUUUUGGUAAUGGAAAUUUUUACCCCUAUAAAUCUUUUGAGCACCUACAAAUGUUUUGAAGAGCACUUGCAGUACUGUGUGACCGGGACCAAGUUACAGGGAUAGAAAGUAAUUGCUAUUUUGGAAAAUAUAAGCUUCUUUAUCUUUUGUAAUGGAAACUUUUUGCUUAAAUACAUAAGAUUGCUUAAAAAAUAUAUUUUAAGAGGUGCACUGAAUCAUACAGUAACUUUAUAGGAAAAUUGUCUAACUCAUAUCAAUGAAGGCAUUUUCAGCUCUGGCAAUUUAUUUGUACAUAAGUGCAUAUGUAUUUUUAAAUGCAGCUCCCCUAACAGUUGCUUUUUCUAUUUUGUGAAAGGAUUAUAUUUUUUUGAGAAGGGGAGGUCUUUAGUCAGAUAUAUUGAUAUUUUGUGAACCUUUGAUGAGGCAUGUUAAAAGAGACUAAUAUUACACUUUUUUUUUUCCUGUUAUUUUUCAUUGGUCGUCUGACUUUACUAGCCCAUGUUUCUGGCCCAUGCACGGUCUCAGCAUUUUCAGAACAAUGUAGAUACAUGUUCUCUUCCAUAUAUGAGCAUCAAUAAAUUUUCUGAUCAGCAGAUACAAGAAAAGGACUGUCAGGGUAUCUUCAAAUUGUACUUGCCAUCAAAACCUCUGCUCCCUUUGACAUGGAUGCUAAGAAACUCUGAACAUGUCCAUUCUAUUAGGACUAGGGAUACUUUUCUGCAUCCUUGUCUCUGUUUAUUUUAGUUGUCCAGUGUGGGAGCAUUCUUGAAUAGGACCAGCGUUCAGAGGGUUACCUAAAAUUUUCUGCUAUUGUCAGCAUCAUGGUGUUGGAUCAGAUUCUGAGCAGGAAGUCUAUAAGAAGUUGAAAGAACAGAGGAAUUAAGCCCUGUCACGUGUGUUCUCCCACUGCUCCUGUCCCCCACCCCCUUCUCUUCUCCACCCUUAAUACCUCUCUCCUUGUUAAACAUAGGCUAUUCUAAAGAGCAUGUUGAAUGCUAAAGUGAAAUCCCAGCCUGAGAUUUGCAACCCAGGACUAUAACCUGAAGAAAAGCAUGACACUGAUAUCUUCUUACUUGGAACAGAUACAUGAUCAACAGUUUUCUCUCCAAGGAAACCCUUUGUGAUAUCUCGGGUCUUAAUCUUUAGUUGAUCUGAAAUAAGAUCCAUAUCACAUUCCAUAUGAUAAAUCCCAGGGACUAUCCAGGAUUUUUUUUUUAAACUGGAUAUUUCGUUUAAAACUUUCAAUUACUUUUUAAGAUACAACAGUUUUAAACUUUGGUGUUACAGUUGUCUGAUUCACAUUGACUCUGCUCUUGCCAGUGCGUACCAAGAACCAACUUGGUCAAGUUGAGAUUUGCAAGUCUAAUUCUGGGCUUGUGGGAUAAACAGGAUCCUGGGUAGACAAUGAAAGUUACCCAAACUGGUUUGUCUUAAAACUUUUUAAUUAACCUUAGUAGGCCUAGUAUGAUUCUCCUAAACAGACUAGAUAGAUAAUAAUACUAAAUGCAUGUCAUCUAUAUCCACCUCACCUGUUUUGUUUUGUUUUUUAAAUUAGCAAAGAAAUGAGUCCAGUCCCUGGUGGUACUGUCCUUAUUUAGAGUCAACUGGAAACACAUUGUGUGGCAUAGGUCACACAGACACAGGCGCUGCAGGGUACUGUGGGAUUGUCUCUUAGAACCACACGAUGCCUAGAAUAUAUUGUGUCAUUAUUUGUACUGUUUCAUCAGCUGAAUUUCAAGCAUAUGAAUGAUUUUCCUUUUUCCUUCUUUAACUAGCUGCCUUUAAAUUUUGAUAAUUGCUGUCUUUAAAACCUAGGAAAGAAAUAGAUGGGAAUUGCAGACAUAGAUGUGAUACCAAGGUUUCUAAAAGCAGAAUUGUAUUUCCUGUAGUAGGCUUAUUGGAGCAAAGAAAAUGUGCUGCUGAAAGUCAAAUCAUGACACUUUAAAAUUAAGUAAAAUACAUUCUAAGGAUAUGCAGACCAGAAGAAAAGUUAGUUGGGGAAAUACUUGUUUUUCCAAAUUAUAGUGUUCCUUUAAAAUCAGAGAAGAGAAAAGGAAGAUUAUUUUCCCCCCUUACCUUCUAAUAUAUUUUAGAUUGGUAUCUGUUUUAUAGAUUUAAGUCAUCCGCCAUAUAGAUGUUUUUAUAUUGUAUGAAUGUAUUAAUGAAUUGAACUUAUUUUUGUCUUCUGUUAUUCAAAGGUACCAAAGCCUCUUUCUGUUUGUUUCCUUAUUUGUUUGAUUUUGCUAUGAGAGUUUUUUUUUUUUCUGGAAAUUUAAAAGCUUUUCUUAGGUGUCAGCAUCUACUUUAAUCCAUGCAAUUAUUGUUUUAACAUUUCAGUGUGUAUGUAUUUGUCUCUAAAGGCAUAAGUGAAAUUUCAAAUUUUAUAUUCAUCAUUAAAGGGGAAUAAAUUCCAGAAAAUAUAUUCUGAAAAUAGUGUUUGUGCCCUACCAUUUCUUAUACCUUUUUUCUAAUUUUAGUUCUGUGUAGGUUGAAAUUUUCCUCUUGGGAUGCUGCAUUUCUGUUCCCACCUGUGAACUACAUACAUGAAAGCAGAAAAUUAGUUGUAAAGAUACAGAAAGAUCUGUUGACCCUUCAGAUGCACAUGUGGAUCUAAAUUUGUGUGUAUUGGAAGGUGACCACAGAAUCAUCUCAAUGACUAUGCCCUAGCAUAGCUUUAAAUCACUCUUCCCAUGCUUGCUUCAGAUGGAUUACGGUGUGACCCUGGAGUACACUGAAGCCAUAGCUGGUGCACUUGUUCCAAUAAUUGGCUGCAGAAAACAAGGACACUCUAGCCCCAGGUCCUAUAGAAGGCCCUGGUUGAUACAGCUUCUCAGGAAGUAGAGAAAAACAUUUCUGAAAGGCAGAGUUGGAGAUUGACUUCAUCACUGAACUAUUUCAAAACUUAAACACCAUGACAGAGGGCGGGUGAAGAAGGAGAUAAAAAAGAGCAAGCUGUAGGUUUUCAGGAACAUGCUAAAUUGUGAAACCAAAACAAAAUUACCACCCACUUGUAACCCAGAUUUUUAGAAUUUUCUAGUUCUUCUAGAAAUGUGGGUCAGGCUAGUUUGGUCAUCCUUUCAGUCACUAACUGUUGAUUGAGCCCCUAGAAUGUUAUGAGUGCUGACCAAGCAGAGCAGUAGUCUCCCUCAAGGUUGAGAGACACUGGGAAGCAAAGGCAACACUCACUGCUGAGGGUGAAUGAGAGCUGAGGUAAGUUCAAAGCACUCCAGUUGAUAUUCAUCAAAUCCUCAAGCAUCGUGUAUAAUCUGUCUUUGCUUGUUAGUUAUUCCAGUUUUAAAAUUAUUUCAUACAUACAAUGGAAUAUAUAUGCAUACCAUGUAAUAUACACACACACAUUAAAAUAGGAUAUAUAUCUUCUUGCGUGCCUGCCACUAGCUUGUGGUCUCCUUCUAGGGGGCUUGGUGUGCUAGCCCCUGUUUGAUAGAGGGAAGCUUUUUCUUGAGCUCUGUCCUUUAUGACCUCUUUCUGUCCUUUAUCAUUUUACCUUUAUGUAUGUAUCCUUAAAUAAUAAUAAAUGAAAUUAAACUGUA
Condylura cristata (star-nosed mole) is the source of this 4637-nucleotide messenger RNA. RefSeq names its product SH3 domain binding glutamate-rich protein like 2 (gene SH3BGRL2). Bases 183 to 506 code for a protein of 107 amino acids. The transcript has 4 exons. The record is from RefSeq and is a predicted model, not a curated record. Gene Ontology annotation, cellular component: cytoplasm. Lineage: Eukaryota; Metazoa; Chordata; Mammalia; Eulipotyphla; Talpidae.